Molecule: messenger RNA, 1102 nt
Organism: Chionomys nivalis (European snow vole)
Lineage: Eukaryota; Metazoa; Chordata; Mammalia; Rodentia; Cricetidae
Gene: Oxt
Product: oxytocin/neurophysin I prepropeptide
Exons: 4
Coding region: 636-1013 (125 amino acids)
Cellular component (GO): secretory granule; extracellular region
Molecular function (GO): neurohypophyseal hormone activity
Source: RefSeq, a predicted model, not a curated record
UGCAGGUCACAUCCUAAGGAAGCAGCCUGAAAUGGAGUUUAGAACACGGGCCUGGGACCCAACUCUGUGGAAGAGAAGAGAUGGACGAGCAGAACCACUGUGCAGAUGUGCUGACCUUCAGCCCAAACCUGGGGGGCAGUUAGAGCUUUGACCUCUAUGGAUAUUUUGUCUUACCGUCUAGUCGGAAGAGGGCUGAACUGCAUUCAGAAGUUGAAGGAAGAUCUGAUCGUUCUACCCACCCCAGUUUCGGGGACAUGUAAAGGCUCCCACAGCCACUUUCCCUUUCCUGCCCCAUCCUGCCAUACUGGAUGUCUGUGGAAAUAGCUCCAGGCUAGGCUGCGCCCUCCGCCACCCCACCCAAUUCUUUCUCUCCUCUUCUAACUCAGGCAGCCCUUGCUUUCAAGCUCCAGUCCAUUAGCUGAGGCGGUGACCUUGACCCUAGCCUAGACCCUGAAAAUGAAGAGCCUGCCUCUGAGUGGUGUGGAGUGAUUUGACCCGUGGUGACCCGCUGUGACCAUUCAUGCAGUCGCGCUCUUAAGACAGUGCUCCGCCAAGGCAGUGCCCAGACAUAAAAAGACCAGGCUGGGCCGGAGAAACCAUCACUUCUGGUGGGUCUCAGACUCAGCACCAGCGCCAUGGCCUGCCCCAGUCUCGCCUGCUGCCUGCUUGGCCUCCUGGCUCUGACCUCCGCCUGCUACAUCCAGAACUGUCCCCUGGGCGGCAAGAGGGCUGCGCUGGACUUGGACACGCGCAAGUGCCUCCCCUGCGGUCCUGGCGGCAAAGGCCGCUGCUUCGGACCCAACAUCUGCUGCGCCGACGAGCUGGGCUGCUUCGUGGGCACCGCCGAGGCGCUGCGCUGCCAGGAGGAGAACUACCUGCCCUCGCCCUGCCAGUCGGGCCAGAAGCCCUGCGGGAGCGGGGGCCGCUGCGCCGCCGCGGGCGUCUGCUGCAGCCCGGAUGGCUGCCGCAUGGACCCCGCCUGCGACCCUGAGUCUGCUUUCUCCGAGCGCUGAGCCCUCUUGGCGAUCCCUUUAGAAUUCAUCCUUCACCCCCCAUGGCCACCCCAGAAAGAAUGACAAAUAAAGCAGAUUUCCUCUUCACA